Molecule: messenger RNA, 2319 nt
Organism: Macrosiphum euphorbiae (potato aphid)
Lineage: Eukaryota; Metazoa; Arthropoda; Insecta; Hemiptera; Aphididae
Source: the annotation of a GenBank genome assembly
AUGUCACUGCUUACAUCUGAAUGGGUUCCAUAUGGAACUGAAAAUUACUUCAGGAAACUUGAAAUGUAUUCUGAUAUGUAUUGGUGCAAUGAAAUAGAUAUUAGCACAUCUGUUGUAAUUGCAGCACCUUGUGGAGGACCAGUGAUUGUCAUACGUGAUCGAACAAAAUUGGUGUCUGUAAAAACAGUUGGAAAGCCAAUAAUUUCGGUAUACACAUCAUCUGGAAAAAUUAUUUCAUCUUUUGUGUGGAGUUCAGGCCAUUUAAUCAACUUAGGAUGGUCAAACAAUGAAGAAAUAUUAUGUUGCCAAGAUGAUGGUUUGGUCUUAAUUUAUGAUUUGUUUGGAAACUAUCAGCAUACUUUUAGUAUGAUAAAGGACCGACAAGGUGUUAAGUUAUUAGAUGCAAGAAUUACAAGUAACUUUACAAGAACUAUUGUAGCAGUAUUAACAGAGACCUGCAAUAUUUAUGUUAUGAAUGAUAUUACAAAAGUAAAAGUUCACAUUUUACCAGAUAUUCCAGAUAUGAAUAGUUUGCCAAAUUUAUGGGAAAUAGUAUUAUUAGAAAGACAAACAAAUGUAUUGAUUUCAACAAAUCACUCUUUGUAUUCUGUUUCUCAUGCUGAAUGUAAACAACAAUUUAUUGGAUUUAAUGACACAGAUUAUAACAAUGAUACAAGUCUUACAAAUUCAAUAAAGAAAAUCUCUAUUUCAGCUGAUCACAAAUAUAUUGCUCUAUUAAAUAAUGAUAAUAUAAUUUGGAUCGGAUCUUCAGAUUUACGAAAAGUUUAUAGAAUUUAUAGAAAAUCCUUUUCUAGUUCCAUUGAUCAAAUGGCUUGGUGUGGAACAGAAGGAGUUGCAUUAUAUUUUAGAUCGGAAGAAACAGUGAUGAUUAUUGGUAAAAUUGAGGAUCAAGUAUCUUUUAUAUAUACCGACCCUAUUUGUUUAGUAUCAGAAAUUGACUGUGUUCGAGUAAUAGGAGCGUUUUCAAAUGAUAUGUUGCAAUUAGUACCUCAUUAUGUACAAGAAAUUUUUCGUAUUAAUAGUACUAGUCCUAGUUCUUAUUUAGUUGAGGCUUCUAAGCAAUUUGAGAGAAGAAACCACCGAGCUAAUGAAUAUAUACAUUUAGUAAAUCAAAUGUUGGAAACUGCAGUUGACCAUUGUAUCAAAGCUGCAGGACAUGAGAUUGAUACUUCAACACAAAAGUUAUUGAUGAAAGCUGCUCAAUUUGGAAAAACAUUUUUGCCAAACUGUAAUCCAGAACAAUAUAUAAAUCUCUGUAGAUUACUCAGAGUUCUAAACGCUGUCCGGGAUCCAAAAAUUGGUAUUUCUAUAACAUAUCCUCAGCUGCAAAAAAUAUCAGUACAGACAUUAUUGGAUAAACUUGUUGGUCAACGGCAUUACUAUUUAGCUUUACAAGCUUCCUCUUAUAUUCGUAUGUCAAGCAAUCUAGGAUCCAGUCGUAUUUUAACUCAUUGGGCCAAGUUUAAGGUGAAACAAACACAAGUAGAUAGAGAACAAUUAGCAACUACAAUUGCUGAUAAACUUGGAAAAUAUUCUGGAGUUUCAUAUCAUAGUAUUGCAGAAAUUGCUGCAAAUAGUGGCAGAAUACAACUUGCUAUAAAACUUUUAGAUUAUGAAACACAAGUCAAUUUGCAAAUACCACUGUUAUUAAAAUACCAACAAGAUACCAUUGCUCUGAAAAAAGCUGUUGAAAGUGGAAAUACUGAUCUUGUUUAUAUGGUAUUACUUCAUAUGCAAACUUCUAUGCCACUUGGAAAAUUUCAAAUGGAAAUAAAAAAAAGUUCUGUUGCUCAAGCUCUUUACAUAAAAUAUUGUCAUCAGCAAUCAGGGUAUUCACUGUUGGAUAUGUACACACAAGAAGAUAAUCAUGAAGAGUUAGCACUUUAUCAUAUCACUGAGUCGAUUAAAUCAAAAAACACUAAAGAAAUGUCUGUAUCAAUCAAUGAAGCCAUUAAUUGUUAUAAAAGAACACGAGAUGAAUUUUCAUUGACUACUUGUGAAAGCCAAAUAAAGUUAAUACGAUAUCAAAGCAGUUUAGAAGAAAAAUUGAAAAAUGAUUUUCAAUUCAAAGUCCCUGAAAGAAGGUAUUGGUGGGCUAGAUUAACUGUACUAGCUAAGCAAGAAGAUUGGAAUGAACUUGAGAAGUUAUCAAAAGUAAAAAAAUCCCCAAUUGGAUAUGAGCCAUUUGUAGAUGUCUGUAUUGAACAUGGAAACAAAUAUGAAGCAUUAAAAUAUUUAUCAAAAGUAAGAGAUGAUCUUAAACAAAAUUAUAGUACUAAAGUGACGUCAAUGCCUUGA